AUCAUCAUCCGCGUACACACACACACACACACACACUCACACACACACAGAGCGGUUCCGCCUUCUCCCCGCCGACUUUUCCGCAUGUCACAUUUACAGCACACGCUUCGCCAAAUUACUGCGCAGCACCAUGAAGGAAGACUCGUGAUUUCACAAGGUGUCUUACAUACAUCAAAGGAGCAUCAUGACAAAAAAGCAGCGCACAUGAUACUGUGAUGUCACCAAAGGCCGAACAUGCCAGGACGUAAGGACAAGGGGCUCUGCGGCAGAGCUGUGCUUUGAGCUCUUCCCUCAGCUAUUCACUCCAUAGAUCUUCCACACCCCACACAUAAUCUCCAACAUCCCUCCAGCUGCCCGACGGCAAGAGGUGGAAAUGGCCGCUCAGAGGAAGCACUUAGUCAAGGAGUUCAACCACUUCAUUACCUGCUAUGUGUGUAAAGGCUACCUGAUCAAGCCUACCACCGUGACAGAGUGCCUGCAUACCUUUUGUAAAAGUUGCAUCGUCCAGCAUUUUGAAGACAGCAACGACUGUCCAAAAUGUGGUAUCCAAGUCCACGAAACAAACCCAUUGGAAAUGUUAAGGUUGGACAACACAUUAGAAGAAAUCAUUUUCAAGCUUGUGCCUGGACUUCGGGAAAACGAACAACAACAGGAGGUUGAGUUCUGGAGAAAGAAUAAAUCAAAAGAAAACGAUAAUGAUGACGGGCCCGAAUGUAAGAAGAUGAAGGUAGACGAGGACAUUGAUGAUGGAGGGGAUGGAGACUACCACAGGAAUGACCCACAGAUAGCCAUCUGUCUGGAUUGUCUGCGCAGCAACGGCCAGAUAGGAGAGAACAUAGUUAAGGGCUUAAUGAAGAAAUUUAUUCGCUGCUCAUCUCGUGUGACCGUAGGAACAAUCAAGAAGUUCUUAAGUCUAAAGUUAAAGCUUCCAAGUUCUUAUGAGCUAGACGUCCUAUGCAACGGAGAGAUUAUGGGAAAAGAUCACACCAUGGAGUUCAUAUACAUGACGAGAUGGAGGCUUCGAGGUGAAAAUGCCUACCCAAUGGUACUGGAAUAUCGUCCUCGUAUUGACUUUGGCUAAACCGGUUGAGACUCAUGCACUUUUCUCAGCUCAGAAACCGGAGGAACAGUGAAUGGACAUGCUGCACAGGAGUUGGACUUAAUCACACCAUUGUUUUUCAUUCUUUCGAGUUCUUUCUUUUGUAUUUCCUUAUCUGUUCUAAAACUUCCUCAUUCAUCAGACACAGCUGGGACUGUAGCUGCCUAAGUGUGUGUUAAAUCCCACACUGGCUUGGCUUGUGUGUGUGUCCCAUAUGUCGGUCUACCAGAAGAACUGUUGACAUGAUCAGUCAUGAAGUUAUGGACCCAAGGAAAUUCACAUGCCAUGAGAUAAUUGUUCAACAAGUGUGUUCAGUUAUCAUGACAGAUUUAUUUUUCUUUUUUUUUGUAUCAGUAGUUAUAGUGCCUUUUGUAAACAUCCUGUUUUUGCUGAUCUCAAAAGCCUUUUUUAAUCAUCGCCAAAAAAGGAAAUACCCAAUGGCGUCGUAUCAGUUCCAAGCAUCCUUUGUUAUAAUUAAAAUAAGCUACUGUUUUUAACUGAACCAUAAAGGAUAGCAGGGUAAUACGGUAACCCCGGACAUUUGUUCCAGCAACGUCUUUGUACAUAGAAGGAAGCCUUACUAAGGGAGCAGUGAGCACCGAAAGCACUGAAAUCUUGCACUAGAUUUACUGACGAAACGCUGCUUUGUUAAAAGUGAAUCCGGAUCCUGGAAAUCCACAUGUAUUAAAAGAGCUUGCAAAUGUAUAAAAUAAAUAGUUAUAUUAUUUUAAAUCUCUAUGUAUGGAAGUAAUACAUUUUAGUGAAUGAUGAAUUCACGUGUAAAUUGAGCUGAACUUUUUCUACCAAGAAAAAAAAAAUCCAGUUACACAAAAGGCACUUACUUAAUUACUGAAAGGGAAAUUAAAAAAAAAAAUUAGUGAGUUGCUGUUUUUAAUUUAUUUAAAUAUGCCCAGGAAAAUAAAAAAAAAAUAUAUAGUCACAUGUGGAACAAAUCCAUCUCUCCAUUCUUAUAACCCAGUCUUAUCAUUUCUAAAAUUAUAAAUAAUUAUAAUUUUCCUAUAGGUUACUAUAGCAACUGGAGCAUCAAUCAAUCAAUCAAUUAAUCAAUCAAUCAGUUGUACACGUUUUAUUUGUGGCAGAUACCCAGAUAGAUCACUUUUAUCUACUGUAGCAGUGACCUACAUUUGCAGUAACCCAUCUGAAUAAAGUGUCACUCACUGCCUCCUUUGGCGAGCUCUGUAUUUACACACACUCUGUUUUUGGAGUGUCCCUCAAUAUUAACAGCUUGGACAUAAAAACAAUAAAUCAUCAAGUAUCAGUCCGUUUCUUCACAGAUCCCAUUUAUUUACAGGUUAUCGAGCCUUUCUAGUCUGGUCCAAGUGGAUAUAAAAAAAAAAAUGACUACUGUAAAUAAUUCCAGAAUUUUCUAUCUGAUCUGACAGUACAGAGAUACUGCUACUCAUAUAAUCCAUAUCCCACUAUUAGGCCUUUUGUAUUACACCAAAGACACUCAUACACACACAGACACACAGACAAAUUCAAAUACAUUUCCAUUUACGCUAUCAAAUUCAUAAUGCUUUAAAAAAACACUGGCAAAGGGAAAAUAUGGCUUUUAUGUAUAUCUACUAGAAAGUAGCUAGUAAACCAGGUGCAUCGUUAUAGUUAGUAAUGAGACUCAUUCUUCCAGUCCUGUAUGUCUGGAAUCCAGACUUGGUUGGUGUUUUUCAUGCUCAAACAUUCAGUCCAAUCUCAUUUCUUUCCCGAAAAGUCAAAAUCAGGUGUUGUUUUUUGUUUUGUUUUGUUUUGUUUAAGCAGGAAAUUCAUCUGAUUGUACAGAAAUGGACACACAGGCUUAAGUUUAAUAAAGGAAUAUCUUUUUGAAA
Messenger RNA from Hemibagrus wyckioides, 2943 nucleotides. It is a transcript of the gene pcgf5b, whose product is annotated as polycomb group ring finger 5b. Gene Ontology annotation, biological process: regulation of transcription by RNA polymerase II. The coding region runs from base 374 to 1081 and encodes 235 amino acids. Gene Ontology annotation, cellular component: PRC1 complex. The record is from RefSeq and is a predicted model, not a curated record. The transcript has 9 exons. NCBI's taxonomy places the organism in Eukaryota, Metazoa, Chordata, Actinopteri, Siluriformes, Bagridae.